GACUCCUUGGAGUCGAGUUCUUCAAAGCACCAAGAGGGUGUUGGACGAGAAGGUUGCUUUGGAAAAACUUGAUGGUUGCGCAGCCGCCUUGAAGAAGGUCAUCUCCUCUGUGAAAUCCUGGUCUGAUGAGAAGAUUGACCCAAAGAUCACUGAGCAAAUCUGCCAGGACGCCAAAGCUAGCAAGCAGUGCCUCGAUGUGGUGACUGUUUGCAAGGGGUCGUCAGAUGAAGACUCAGUGGCCAAGGCCACUUCUCUUGAGGAGGAAGUCAAAGAGCUGCGUCAAUUGAUCGAUUCCGAGUUCCACAGCAGCCUAGAGCUUUCAGACUUUUUGGAUGGUCAAUGGCAGAAGCAGCAAUGUGCAUUGACUACAAGUGGUUUCAGCGAGCUUGAUCCUCUCCCAAUGCUUCAGCGAGUAUGUGCAGUUCGUGGCCUGCUUCUACACGAGGAGGAGGUUGCGAAUUCAAUCCUCAUGGAGUUGGGCAGCACGCUCUACAAGUUCAGCCAGGAUCUCCCAGAAGAAUCUGCUUUGGUUCUCUCCGAAGACAUUAUCAAAAGGUGUCUUGCGGUCCAUGGAGCAUUGGACUCACUCUUGGGCAAGUCGAAAUCCACAGAGAAGUUGCCAGAUUGGGUUCAACACUUUGAGAGUGCACUUGCCCGCUUUUCAUCAGCUUUGUGCUCUGCGACAACCGUGUGGGUGAAGAACAAGACACAGCAGGGCGAGAAGGCAGAUGUCCUGAAGCUUUUUCAGGAAUGCCCGCCGCCCAGGACUUUGGUCAGUCUGUGCAACAUUGCGGCAAUCUUGGAUCAAAUGAAGUUCUUGGAAGAUCUGAAGGUGCCGGAGCCCACAGAUCUCUUCGAGGAGCUUUCCAUCCGAAUGAAGACCUUCGUCAAGGUCGAGUCACUGGAUUACCCCACGCUGGCGGAUUUGUUUCCUGACUUGUCUCCAACGGUGGCAAGCUACACGAAGUCUGUGCAGACGAACGUCCUAGAUGAGGUGGGCAAACUCCGCAAGUGCAUCCAGAAGAAUGCUGAACGGAUUGUCAAGUACAGGAAGAUCCUGCCUGCUGUGGAGAUUUGGCAAUUGGACGGGGUGAAGGACCUUUGCGUUGAGAGCCCUGAGGUAGAGAACGACAUGAAGGGCCUAACCCGCUUUGUGGAGAAUUGCAAUGGCUUCGAUGGAUGGUGUCGCUCAUCUUUGGCGCUCAUGAAGGGGUCUACCUGGAAAUCUCAUGAUGUAUUCCAGGCGUUUACCGCCAUCAAGAAGGAAAUGGAGGCCUCCCGGAAAGAUGCCUCAAAGAUCGUGGCGUGCACUUCGUUUGUGGUCAUUUUGGAGAACCCGAAACUCCAGAAGGAGAGUUUGGACGUGAAGCUUUCCCAUGUUCGGAAGAUCAGCUUGUUUGUCAGUCAGAAGUUUGGCCUUAGCCUCACAGACUUGCCACCGGCACUCAAGACAAGGGUGGAUGCCUUUGGACGCGAUCCGGCCGAAGUGCCAGCGACCAAGGGCAAGGGAGCCAAGAG
This is a messenger RNA of Durusdinium trenchii, 1518 nucleotides long. NCBI's taxonomy places the organism in Eukaryota, Dinophyceae, Suessiales, Symbiodiniaceae. The record is from the annotation of a GenBank genome assembly.